Molecule: messenger RNA, 1006 nt
Organism: Tympanuchus pallidicinctus (lesser prairie-chicken)
Lineage: Eukaryota; Metazoa; Chordata; Aves; Galliformes; Phasianidae
Gene: LAMTOR1
Product: late endosomal/lysosomal adaptor, MAPK and MTOR activator 1
Exons: 5
Coding region: 99-584 (161 amino acids)
Biological process (GO): lysosome organization; endosomal transport; cellular response to amino acid stimulus
Cellular component (GO): late endosome membrane; lysosome; membrane raft
Molecular function (GO): molecular adaptor activity; guanyl-nucleotide exchange factor activity
Source: RefSeq, a predicted model, not a curated record
AGAGGAAGUGGCGGUGAGAGGGGUGUGGUCGUCGCUCCUCCUUCACGUGACAGGGGCGGUGCGGCCCCUGCCGGACCCCGUAGCGGCGGCGGCGCGUCAUGGGCUGCUGCUACAGCUCCGAGGCUGAGGCCUCUGACCAGGAAGAAGAGACAAAGCGGCUGCUGGAGCCGGCAGCCAGCCCUCCCAACAAGGCACUGAAUGGAGCGGAGCAGAGCUGUCACAGCCUGCCCUCAGCCCGCACCGACGAGCAGGCCAUGCUGUCCUCCAUCCUCGCCAAGACGGCCAUCAACAUCAUCGACGUGUCGGCGGCGGAUUCGCAGGGGAUGGAGCAGCACGAGUACAUGGACAGAGCCCGGCAGUACAGCACUCGCCUGGCCAUGCUGAGCAACAGCCUGACGCACUGGAAGAAGCUCCCGCUGCUGCCGUCCCUCACCAACCAACCACACCAGGUGCUGGCCAGCGAGCCGGUCCCUUUUGCAGACCUGCAGCAGGUAUCCCGGAUAGCUGCCUACGCCUUCAGCGCUCUCUCACAGAUCCGCGUGGACGCGAAAGAAGAACUGGUUGUACAGUUUGGCAUCCCCUGAGCCCCGCCACCUCGGGGUUUCGUUUCGUUGGCUUCGUUUUGUUUUCCUCCUCUUUUUUUUGGGGUCUUUAUUUCCCCCCCAUCCCCACAGCACAGAACUUGUACAUACGCCCCGUUUCCUAUCGCCCACAAGAUGAUGGCCGUCUCACUAAUCCUCUCCCCCCCCAGCGCUGCCCCCUGUGGCUUUUUCCCCCACUGUGUUGCAUGGGGGGCAGCAGGGAGGGGGGGGGGCUGCAUCCUCAUUGCUGGGGGUCUGGUGUUGUCCCCCCCCCACCCUGGGGAGGGCAGGCAGGAGCUGGAUGCUCCCGGAGGAAACCUUCCAGCGGCUUCCUCUGCCCCCUCUCCUGGUUUACAAUGAUUUUCUUUUCGGUUUUGGUUGAAUUCUUCUCCUUCUGCCACCACAGAUAAACGCAUCCAGCCCGC